Molecule: messenger RNA, 953 nt
Organism: Anopheles funestus (African malaria mosquito)
Lineage: Eukaryota; Metazoa; Arthropoda; Insecta; Diptera; Culicidae
Exons: 2
Coding region: 119-895 (258 amino acids)
Source: RefSeq, a predicted model, not a curated record
CAAGUACAACACUAACGUUUGUAACACUAUCGAUUUCGCUUCAAAAGCAACAGUUUGCUAUUCCUUUUAUUGCAGCUGUACAUAUUUUGCACACCUCAUUCUAGUGCAUGGUUGAACUAUGGACGUAUUCAUUGCUUUGCUCUUUGCUUUGGGUCUGAUGUACCCGUCGUCUGCUGUGAUGGCAAAUGACCUUCCAGCCCUGGUGCGAAUUGUUCGGCAGCAAAACAAGUUGCCAAUGGAGACAACUGUCCCUACCGAUCCUGAAGAUUCUGAACCUAACUAUGAUGAUGAACAAUCGGUCAGAGAUAUAACCCAGCAUGUACCAUUUAUCAAUCAGGCCCCGCAAUCAAAAACUAUUGAAACACUACAAAAGCAGUCUUUAGUAUCAACUACUGCCAAACCUACUGUUCAAAUAGUCAAAUCACCUGUACAAUCCCAAACUGCUUCCCAAUCCCAAAUUGCUUCAAAGCCGAGCUCCAAGCCAAGUGCCCCUAAUCCGAACAACCCUAGCAAGAACAUAUCCAGCACCCUACCUCCAACUGAUUCAACGCCAUUAUCCCAGCAGAAGUCAGACGUUUCUUCCAAACCAAUCCCAAUAGUACUAAACGUGAAUGUAGUGGUUCAUUCAGAAUCAGAAAAACAUCCUACAGAAUGUGCGGACUGUAAUCAUCAGACAAAACCAUCUCAACAUAAGUGUCAAAGUUUCAAAUCUCCGCACAUUGAAGGUUCGAAGAUAGUUAAAAAUCUAAAUCGAAUGCCCAAGCAUAUGCCCAGACAAAACAUCAAACCGAUCAAAAUCCAAGUUCCCAUUAAGAUGAAGGUACCUAUCGAUGUUCCAUCUGGAAAUGAGCAAUAUUACGGUCAUAAGGCACAGGCUUAUAGGAAAAAUAACUGAAUACUAUGCUGAAAACUUAAACAAUAAAGAAAUCUAUUGUAACGUUUGCUUUGUCAAA